GCAACGUGAUUGCAGCAUCAUAGCAGCACUUCAGGUUUAUCUUCAUGUCUUGCAACCAUGGAAGAAGAAACGUCCAUCCCGGAGUUUCCAGCGGUGCUCUGCGAGCGUUUGGUGGCAUCCGGCGGAUGCAGCUCGGACGACUUCGGCGAAUGUUGGGUGUUGGACAACCUCCUCUCGUGGAACAAGCUGCUCUGGCACAUUGGAGUCCAACUCCUCGAAAAGGAACCAGGGCAACUGGUACUGGAGUCCUACCGAAUUGUGCAGGGAGAGAACAGUUGCGUGUCCUUUGCCCUGAAGAUGGCCUGCCUCCUCUUGAAGAGGCAUUGCUGCGUGAGGCGUUUCAGCUUCGAAGCCGUCGCGUUGUGCAUCCUGGAACCCCUGCUGAGGGUCCUGUCGCAGAGAGCGUACGUGCAAGGACUGGUACUGGGCAACGUGUCCUUAGAGCCAUCUAGGUCGUUUGGCCUGGAGAAGAGUAUAAUUCAGCUGAUUCAGGAAGUGGUGGAAGCGUCAAAGAACUUGGACCAUUUUGAGAUUGACCUCCAGGACACAACAGACAGCUGUGUGUCUGCUCUGGGAGAGAUACUGGCUAAGAAGGGCUCCUUGAGGAAACUUUGUUUCAAUGGCUGUUGCGAGGCGCUGUUAUCUUCCUAUCUGCGAACGCUGCGCAGAAUGAUUGUGAAGAAGGUCCUCCGCGAGUUUAACGUCGAGUACCUCACCUUGGGUGGCUGUAAUUCGGCGCAGGCCAAACAUUUGUACGUCCUCUUAAGCUCGAACGAAAGUAUCGUUUCCUUGGACUUGACGGGCCACUAUCUCACUGACGACACUGUCAAUGUGGAGUGGAACAGUAAUCAUUGCUUGAGAGACGAAGGGGUCUUGAGGGUGGCAACUGCCUUGAAGUGCAACGGGACUGUUCAGUCGCUCAAGCUUGAAGACUGCGGGUUUGGAAGGAGAGGGGCGAGGGCGCUUGCGGAUAUGCUCUCCACAAAUCAAACUCUGCAGCACCUGGACAUCACCUACAACCGAAUGGACAACGCCAGUUGCAGAGAGUUGGCCGCAGCCAUCCGCUCAUCGACGACCCUGAAGGAGCUGCGGGUGGAAGGUACGGGGUACAGCUCUGCUGGCGUGCAGUACAUUUUGGCAGGCCUGAAGGAAAACACGUCCGGCCUCGUGGUGGACUUUGGCGACAUAUCGCAGAACACCUUCUCCGACGUCACGAUGGCCACUGAGGUCUUGACGUCUGCCCCAGAGAGGUCGCUGUUCACGUGGACCGAGAGGUGCAUUGCAAAGCUGCGUCACCUUCUGUAUCACCAGAAACAAGUCAGGAGCAUCCAUUUCGAUUGCGACGAUGAGAACAAGGAUGCUUUUAGGUUCCUGUGUUGCUACUUGCAGAGGGCCAAAGCUCAUGUGGAACUGUUGACGGUCUGGUUCUCCUCCUGGGACGACGACACGUGCGAGUUGCUGUCGGAGUGCCUCUUGAAGAACACUCGUCUCAGGAGCCUGUGGGUGUACAGUCCCGAAAUGGAACAGUGCAACUUUGCUGCAAUCUGCGAUGCCCUCAAGGGGAACGAAACCCUCGCUGAACUGUGCAUCCACAACAACGGCGUUCUGGACGAACGGCACGAUGGAGCCAGGUGCUUUGCUGGGGUCCUCAGCAAGAACAAGACCCUGCAGACGUUUGAGCUGAGCGUCCCGUUUGACGAGGACGACCUGGAGCAGUUCUUUGAGUCCAUGAAGAACAACUAUGCCGUGACGCGCUUUGUGUGCCGUGGCAGUGCUCCUCUGGCCAUGAAGAAGGUGGAGCAGCUGGUAAAGAGAAACUGCGUCCUGCAGGAACAAGCCGUCCACUUUGUCCUCCAGGGGAACACGCCGUGCAAGAGGCACUGGGCCAGUGCGUUCCAGCUGACGUACGACACGGGCACGCUGGAGAGGUGCCUCGUCGACAGGUUGAAGAAGACCCCGCAGGAGGUCAGGUGCCUGUUGAGGGUCAAGAUGUUCUUUCUGCACGCAAACUAUUUUAAGAUAACGCGCGUGGUGAAGGACUCGAUUGUGUGCCGCAGGGUCGCAGGAAGCACGGUGCAGUUGGACAUGCUGGGCACGGCUUGCCUGGUCCACAUCGCCUCGUUUCUCAACGUGCUGGACGUCAGGUGGUGAAGGGCGCUGUGCGCGCUAGAUUUUUUUAUCUGUGAUACAUAUCAGCUGUGAUAAGAAUGAGAAAGGCAGUUCUUCUGUGUUUGAAAAACAUUACUUUCUUUUUUUGUGUGUAGUUUAUUUUUAUUGUUGUUGUCUUCGACGAAGUUUAAACUUCAUUUUAUAAAUGUCGACAAAGAGAUGUCAGUAUUCGUGGAAUAAUACCGUAAGUGCUGACGCGUCACAUGCUGAUGGAGAUGAAUGGGAGCUCAUGCGCGCUACACACUUCCCAUGUACCACCUUUUGCACGUCUCGUAAUCCAGAGUAAGGGAAUAGCCUUGCUAUUAUCGGUUAUUUACAUCAGUGUGAGAGAACGGAUCCAAGCUUCGCAUUAUACAUGCAUCGAUGAUUGCAGUGUAUUAGUUUUUGGGUGUACUAGUCUGGUAACGUACUCAUACAUGCCCCAAGCAGAAAACUCUCAAAGUUUUUUUUUGCAGAUACAGUACAAAAUACCUUUUUUAUUAUUGCAUGCAUAUAAUCAGAUUUUCAUUUUUUAACGCUAGAGUUCAGCCACAGUAUUCUACUGAGCGAAUGUCACAUUUGUUUAACAUUUGUACCGCUUUGUAGAAAUGAACGUUAUUGCUGCUUCAUUUUUAUUGGGGUUGAACUCUGCGAUGAUCGUGAUAUUUACCCUCUCUGUGCCAUUUAGUUACUGGUUCCUAUGACAACUGACAGCAGCAGCCUUAUGUUUGUGUGGCAUGCAGAUAGCCCUGUUAAUUUCUCCAGUCUCGAUCUGGUCAUGGUGUGUAAAUCCUGAUCUCACUGUCCAUUAACCAGAAGGAGAGCGAUUUUUGAUAAUAAUAAUUCGUUGUUCCGAAGGUUUCAGGAAUAAAGCUGUACGAACUAGC
Ornithodoros turicata is the source of this 3035-nucleotide messenger RNA. RefSeq lists its product as uncharacterized. Bases 58 to 2151 code for a protein of 697 amino acids. Gene Ontology annotation, molecular function: protein binding. Lineage: Eukaryota; Metazoa; Arthropoda; Arachnida; Ixodida; Argasidae. The transcript has 2 exons. The record is from RefSeq and is a predicted model, not a curated record.